GCAGCCAUGGGAUGAUGAGACCGACAUGAAGGAGAUGGAGAAUAAUGUCCGCACCAUCGAAAUGGACGGUCUGCUGUGGGGCGCAUCCAAAUUGGUGCCCGUCGGCUAUGGCAUCCAAAAGCUGCAGAUCAUGUGCGUCAUUGAGAACGAGAAGGUGUCCAUCGAUCUUCUGCAGGAGAAGAUUGAGGAGUUCGAGGACUUUGUGCAGUCCGUUGAUAUUGCUGCCUUCAACAAGAUCUAAACUGAGAUUCUUACUAUUUUGAAUAAAUCCAAGCAAAAGCGAAGCAACUAAAAAAAAAAAAAAAAAAA
Molecule: messenger RNA, 309 nt
Organism: Drosophila pseudoobscura
Lineage: Eukaryota; Metazoa; Arthropoda; Insecta; Diptera; Drosophilidae
Product: probable elongation factor 1-beta
Exons: 1
Coding region: 26-241 (71 amino acids)
Biological process (GO): translational elongation
Cellular component (GO): cytosol; eukaryotic translation elongation factor 1 complex
Molecular function (GO): guanyl-nucleotide exchange factor activity; translation elongation factor activity
Source: RefSeq, a predicted model, not a curated record